CUGGCUGCGCCGCGGGGCGGCCGUGCGGCGGGCGGAGCCCUCCGGCUCCUCUUGUGGCGCCGGUCCCGCCUCGUCUCCUCGGCCAUGUCGCUGUUGCGGGGACCGCGGGCUCGCGGUGCUAGCAGGAAGGGCCCCAGGAAGCCGCCGGCUGCGAGACGGGACUGGGAUAGUACGGUCCAAGAUUUGACAGUCCACCGUGCAACUCCCGAUGAUAUUCUGCGUCGCCAUGAGAUACACAAAUCAAAACACAAAGCACUGGCUCAUCUGGAGCUGCAAGAGAGAGCGCUGAAAAGAAAAUGGAAGAAGCAAGAACAAAUGGCUGCUGACUCCUUGGAGAAAAGGAAACUGUCUGUGAUACGUGAGGUUCUGACUGAGCAAUACCAUUUGCAAGACGCUGUGGAGCGGUCUGAUCAGAUUAUGGCUGUGGCAGAAGGCCUGCUUGCAGGUGCUCCUCGCACGAGAACAGGUUUCCCUAACGUAACAAUGGCACCAAACUGUGACCUAGAAUCAUCUCCAAGACCCACUGUACAAAAAGAUGAUCCUCCCAAUCAGCAUUCCUUCCUUAGUGAAUCUGUCCUAGAUUCCCAGGUUCCUAAUGAAGUAGAAGAGGGAGCAUUAUCAGUCUGUCAGUCAGAAGAUGAACACCAUGACUCUCUGAAUUUCAGAUCCAGCAUCAGUACUGACAGGCUGCUUCGGUUGUUGAGAGAAGAUUCCUUGGUGAAUUCUCAGUUUCGGGCUGAAAAGGAAAUGAGAAAACCUACCUUAUCUCAAGACUCAAACGUGCCUUUGACUCCAGCAGCUGUUUCUCCAACUCUGGAUCAGUCAGCCCUCAAUGCUACUGAUGUAGUCAAGAGAAUCCGUUCAGGACUUCAGAAUGAAGAUGAAGAAGACACUGGAGACUCCACUCACAGUGUGAGACAGGUGCUGAACCCAAACUCAAGGAAACAAAAGCAAAUGGCAGCAAAAAUGAAAAGAAAACAAACGGCACAGAACUCUGCAAGACGGAGGAGAGAUGAUUCCUCAGUUAAUUCAGUCCCCAUUGACCUUCAGAGGUCCAACAAAUCCAGUCUAGAUGUUCUCAUCUGCAUGAUACGUGAAGUGGAACAUGAAUUGGAGGAAUAUGAACGAUGUACAGGUCGUGAGGUUCAAAAAGCCGAGCGAAGUGAAGGCCUCACUGGUUUUACCCUGUCGCUGGUGAACACUCUCUGUCGCCUGAUGCGCUACCUCAAAGAGAGUGAAAUGCAGCUGCGUGAGAGAGAGGUGAUGAGGCAGCAGCAUGAGGAAAUGUUGAAUGAACACAGAGAACUGAUUGAUGCUCUGACUGCAGAAAUACUUCUAGUGCGGGAAGAAAACCUUACUAUGCAGGAGAAGCUUCAGCAAUACAUGAUGGUUACAGAUGAACAGCUGACCUCCCUCACACAAGCAUUCAAAGGCCUUCCUUUCAUAGAACCUGGGAGAGAACAGCGUCCAAGUAAUUCUGGAAUUGAGAGCAAAGGUCCAGCAAAUGGCCAUGAAGAACGUGAUUUGAGCUAUUUCGAGCCUAGGGCUGGUGCAGGCAACAAGGAAGGCAUGCUGAAAUUCCCACAGGAAGAACUUCCUUUCCAGUUUCUCCAGAAGUCAAGUGCUUCCAUUUGUGUGGGACUCAACAGAAGCGUGCCAUCUCAUGUCUUCCAGCCAGCUGUGCUGUUGUCACCCCCCCGGCAGAAGAGCAGUCAGGAGUUGCCUCCCCUCUGGAAUGCCAUUUCUCAGGCUCCUGAAAAUGCUGAAAGAGAGCCAUGCAAGGAAAGGAGCUCAUCUUCCUCCCUGGGAACACAGAGCACAACUGAGGAAAAGACGCUCAUAUCUCAAAGGCAAACAAUUCCUCCUGCCAAUAAAGACUUGGAGAGUUCACACGAGAAAAUCAGUCUGUCCUGCGCAGGUGACACUAGGAAAAACAGCAGAGCUGAAGAGCUAUUUCAUACCAGUGAUCUGCUGAGACAGAUAGAUGACCUUACACAGCAGAACUCUGCAAUUAAAGCUCAGCUGAGCAAAUUCAAAAGCUUCUCUGAGGACACAAGUGACUGCCUGCAUCAGCCAGACCCAAUACACAAUGCAGAUCCUAGUCCAGACUCUUCACAAGGGCAGACUCAUCUCAUGGUGUCGAGGAGCUUGGAAGAGAGAAUAGCAGAGCUGAGCCGUCAGAGUGUGGAAGCACGUGAGAAACUGCUGCACCUUAUAGACCAGCAGAAGCUAGCUGCUGUUGAUACAGUCCCUCCACUGGUGUCUCCUCUUCUGUCUCCAUCCCUAAAUUACACUGAACAUGCAAGGAGAGCAGUUGAAGUGUCUGUUCCUGUGGCAGUUGCUAUGGGCAGCUCCAAAGAAGACAGUGUUUUCCCUGCCAGUAUGACCAGUGUAAGAAGGUCUGUAGGAGACUCUAGCAAACCUUGUUCACCUCAAAGUGCCACAACAGAAAGUAGGCAGUGAACUUCUGUCAGCCAAAGACUAAAGGUGGAAGAACAAAAAGAAGAAGGCUGGUUUGCAUUGUCAGUGCACGUUAUGUAACGACAGCUACGCUCAGGUCUCAUUUCUUAACACCAAGGCUUUUAUGCAGCGCAGUCAGACCAGAGUAGUCCCCCUCUGCAGUUGUACAGUGCAGCCUGUGCACUGCAUCUGCAGCACUGGUGUCAAAAGCCCCAUAGGCCUGUCGUACCUGUGCCAUGCAGGGCACUGUAAAAAGUCCGGGAAAGGAGUUUCUGAAUUGGCUGUGCUGCUGUUCACAUUCCACCUUUUUACCAGAUCAGUCUUUCACAAGAUUAUAAGGGUCAGGCUGCUGUGGCAAGACAAACAAGCACCUGAUAGCUGUGUUAGGUACACUGAAGCCCGGAGGGUCUGGAUGCUGCAGUCCGAGGCGAGCCUUUGACGCUGACAGCGGAGUCUCCACGGGCAUGUGCUCUCCGAUACAGUGGAGAACUGGCAUGAGUGCACCUGGUGGCCUCAUAGCUACAUCUUUAUCUUGUCUCUCUCUUGACUUUUGAAAGUAACCUUUGUUUUAUUAUGAACUGUGAGCAAUAAAAUCCAGAACUGAGACAAGGCCGAUGGAGCCAGGCCUUCGUUGCAGUAAACCCAGGCAGAAACCUUU
This is a messenger RNA of Pogoniulus pusillus (Red-fronted tinkerbird), 3118 nucleotides long. RefSeq names its product spindle and centriole associated protein 1 (gene SPICE1). Gene Ontology annotation, cellular component: centriole; centrosome; spindle. Bases 85 to 2463 code for a protein of 792 amino acids. The record is from RefSeq and is a predicted model, not a curated record. The transcript has 17 exons. NCBI's taxonomy places the organism in Eukaryota, Metazoa, Chordata, Aves, Piciformes, Lybiidae. Gene Ontology annotation, biological process: mitotic spindle assembly; regulation of centriole replication; metaphase chromosome alignment.